CGAGAGACAGAACAGAAGAGAGCUGUCAAGCUGCGAGGAGGCAGCGGAGAGACGACUUAGUUUUUUCUUGGAAUACAUUUUCCCUUCAUCUCUGAAGCCCACACACACACUCAGAAAAUAUAAACACACAAACACACAGAUGGUAAAGUGUGUGUGUGAGUGCUGCUGUUAGGAGCGGUGAAUUAUUUUCAGGAUCUGGACUUACUCAAGCAUGACUCAAGACUGUUUGGAUUCAGCAUCUCUGUGACUUGGACUUGUGUUUUUAACAGUGCAACACUUCGGACUAAGAGCGUGCAUCCCUGUGUGUGUGAGUGUGUGUUUGGAUUCAGCACUUCACUUGAAUGCAACACUGAGAUCUUGACACUUUGUUAGUUGCCUGACUUUGUGAGAUUGGGCUCACACUUGGACUCAGUGUGCGUUUGUGUGUGAGAGGAGGAUGAUGUGUUGGCCGGUGACAGCCAUCCUGCUUGCCCACCUCGGGGCUACCUUAACGGGGGCGUGGAGAGCAUCUCAACCAAGACUGCAGUUCACACACUCUGAGCUGAUCCAGAAUGGCCGCCUGCUGACGUUGCCCCUGGUGGCCGGUGACCUGCAGUCCCUGCUGCCUGAUGAAGACGGGAGGCGCCUGUACGUGGCCAUGAAAGAUAACCUGCUGUCUACCAGUCUGGACGACAUAACGCAGAACCCACGCAAGCUGUACUGGCCAGCCAGUCCGGACCGUGUCCAAGAAUGUCUCAUGGCUGGGAAGGAUCCAGAGUUGGAGUGUGCUAACUUCCUGAGAGUUCUGCAGCCUUUUAAUCAGACUCACCUGUACGUUUGUGGCACUGGAGCCUUCAACCCCCGCUGUGCUUUCAUAGCUACCAGCAUCUUCCAACAGUCAGAGCACCAGACUCUCUCCUACAGCCAGACAGAGUGUGGAAAAGGGAAAUGUCCCUACGAUCCGUUCCAGAAAACAGCCUCCGCCGUCGUUGAUGGAGAGCUGUAUGCUGGGAUCACCUCAGAUUUCAUGAGCCGGGACUCUGCCUUCUUCCGUAGUCUCGGGAGCCGUCACGUCAUCCGAACUGAACAGUACGACUCCACCUGGCUACAGGAUGCCCAGUUUGUGCGGGUAGCGCCGCUGUCUGAAACUGAUAACCCAGAAGAUGAUAAGGUCUACGUGUUCUUCACUGAGCGCGCUCAGGAGGCAGAAGGGGCCGCUGGGAAGGUGCUCUACUCCAGAGUGGCACGGGUUUGCAAGAAUGACAUCGGAGGCCAGAGGAGUUUAGUCAAUAAGUGGAGCACCUUCCAGAAGGCCCGUAUGGUGUGCUCAGUCCCAGGACCAGACGGCCUACAGACACACUUUGACCAGCUGCAAGACAUCUUUAUCCUCCAGGGGAAAGACAAGAAGAACCCUCUCAUCUACGGCCUGUUUACCACCUCCAGUGACAUCCUGAAUGGUUCAGCAGUGUGCGUUUAUCGAAUGGAGGACGUGGUUCGGGCUUUCAAGGGAAACUUUCUUCACAAGGAGGGACCUCAGUACAAGUGGGCAGAGUUUACAGGCAAGGUGCCCUACCCACGGCCAGGGACUUGUCCCAGCAGCACGUAUGGAAGUUACAGCUCGACCAGAGAGUAUCCAGACGACGUCAUCUUCUUCAGCAGGACUCACCCGCUGCUGCAGGAAAAUGUGCUGCCACUGGGAGAGCGCCCCCUCCUGGUCAGAGUGGGUGUCCACUACAAAUUCAGCAAACUGCUGGUGGAUAGAGUCGAGGCCGUGGACGGCACCUACGAUGUCCUGUUCAUCGGCACAGACUCGGGCCUCGUGCUGAAGGCCAUCCAUCUGCACAGAGAACACGGUCAGAGUCAGGAGGUAACUCUGGAACAGCUGCAGGUCUUUCAGCACAAAUCACCAGUGACAGCCAUGGCACUCUCAAAGAAAAAGCAGUGGUUAUUUGUGGGCUCCAAGGAGGGUGUGUCCCAGCUGGCUCUGUACCAGUGUGAGCUGUACGGUCAGGCCUGUGCUGAGUGCUGCCUGGCCAGAGAUCCCUACUGCACCUGGGAUGGACACGCCUGCAGCCCCUACAUGCCCACAGUGCGCAGGAGGAAUGCUCGUCACUUAGGGGAAGAUGAGGAUCCACUAACUCAGUGUGUCAGACAGGGAGCCGGGCUGCAGGUGGAGGCGGAGCAGAGGAUGAUGGUGGUUGCUGAGGGAAACAGCACCUACCUGGAGUGUCUUCCCCGAUCCAGACAUGCUGCUGUUACCUGGUACAAACAGGCUGGAGAGAACAGUCCUGAACUAAACCAGGUGGUCACAGGUGACCAGCUGGUGGUGAUAGAGCGGGGCGUCCUGAUUCGUCAAGCGGAGCUGUCUCACGGCGGUGUCUACCACUGCCAGGUGGAAGAGCAUGGCUACCACUGGACCGCCGUCACUGUCCGCCUCACCGUCUGGAGCCCCUCGGCCAAUCGCCUCCUCGCUUCCUGGUCCGCCUCAUCUUACCAGAGCGCAGGGACCCAGCCCUGGUACGAGGACGUGAUGGCGCUGAUUCAUCCUGGAAACAUCGGCCAGCACUGCCGGGCACUAGGAUACCGACCCCCACGCAACCACCGUCGCCACGGUGACAUCAUGUUGGCCCCGAUCAAGGAGAAAGAGAGGGCGGAGAGGCACAAGCAUGGGGGAGGAAGAGGAGGAGGUGGAGGAGGAGGAGGGGGAGGAAGAGCAGCGGGGAGGAAGAGCAGGAGCAAGCUGCAGCAGAGGGCACCGAGGAGCGCUUGAAUGUGUCGCGGAAAAGGAGGGCGUAUUUUCAGUGACUUAAACACACACACACACACACACACAUUUAUGUUAACGUCCACACUAAGACACACACAUGUACACCCACACACACACUUAACUUAUACACUGAGACACACACAUACUGUAUGAGACUAUGACAUGCGCAUGCACUUAUCUACAAACAAAAGAGGCAUCCUUUCAUUAUAGUGACGAACUUUCAAACUAAGCUACACAAAAACAAACUGAAGUAUGUACAGAAGGAUGUGAACAACAAAGACUGUUGCAUCGUGACAAAAGACUUGUGAAUAAAAAAAAAGUAGAAUAGCAUAGGCUGCGUAGCAUGUCGAAUGAAGGAUGAACGGCACGUUCAGAUCACUCAGUUUAACUGACUCUGUGCCGUGAGGAGGACAUGGGAGAGGAUGUUUAAGAUCUGGAGCCUCCACAGAGAAAUUUUUUUUUUUAGAUAUUCAGCAUUUAAAAAAUCAUCCAACCCCUCUUAAAUUAGCGCUGCCUUAAAAGACCAUACUGGUCAUACAUGCUUUGCAUGUUUUUGCCCAUUGAUUAUAAAUGACAUACACACUGCCAAUUAUUUUCCAAAGCAGAACAGAUGUGUUUAGAUUGAUUUUGUAUCUUCCAGGCAGACGCUGCUUUCUAUUAAAGUCAGUACGCUUUGAAAGCAUCUGACACAAACAUGCAGAAUGCCCAAGAUUUCAAAGGUUUUUUGAUGCAAGCAGCAUUUUCCAAACUUUACAAUGUGUUGAGUUCAGAUUUCAAGGACACUCCAUCCUUGGCCGUCCUUCAUAGAAUUGGGGGUCAGAUGCUCGAAAGAUUUGGUCAACAGGCUCUUGUCUGAAAAUGGGAGCAAGAGGACAAACAAACAUACAUGUGGCGAAAAGGAUUUGGCUGCUCUUCACUCAAACGUCUGAGCAUCCUUGAACACAUCAGUAGAGACAGUUCUUACAACUGUUUGCUGUUAGCCUAACAACAGCUAAACUUAGACAAAAAAGAGACGGUACAAGAAAAGUGUCCAAAUAUUCUCUGUGAUGUGGGCAUUUGUUUGGAAAUUAAUGAGCAGUUAUAGCGAGGGCUUUAAGCAGGUAAUUACUUGGCAGUAAAUAGCACUGUUGAGCAUCUUUUCCUGGAUGUUCACCAACAGUUCACCUACAGUGAGAGUUUGGCUGGUUUCUUCAGAUAGGUGGGGUCUGACCGCGAGAUGACGGACUGUGACCAUAAAGAUGAAAGGCCGAAAAAAAAGCAGGACGACUGCUUUGAUGAGGUUACAGAUCUGCUUUCCCAGGACGUUGCAGCCGUACAGACACACUGCAGGAGAUGUUUCCAUUAUGUUCCCCUCAAGGUUCAGAGAUCCUACGCAUAUAUCGGGCACUGCCACGCAGCAGAGAGCUUAGUGUAGGUGUGGGAAAAAGUGAGCAGAGAUGAAGACGGUGGAUCUGGUGUGUUUUAUAACAUCAGGAAAAAUCCUAUUCUUAGUGUUGGUUUAGUUUGUCUGGAAUCCCACGAGGACAGUGUACAGAUUUAGGAAAGAUGUUUAGUGUGACGUAGGACAAAAGUAACAUCUGCACAUCAACUCCAGUUUGCUGACAAAUCUACACAUUUUUCUUUCCUUUGUAAGUUGCUGGGAAAAGAACAGUUUAGCUGCUAUUAGACGAGGCACAAUGAAGCCUCUCAUGUAAGUCAAAAAAUGUUCCUCCUGACAUUCAUGAUUGAAUCUGUUUUAAAUGGUUUUAAUGGGUCUAAAGCAUCAUAACCAGAGUCACUGCUACCAGACAUUUUUGGCAAAAGAGGGGUAUUUUAAUUGCUAGCUUCCAAAAUCAUAUUUCUAGCACGUAGAUACUGAAACUGUUUUUAUUGUAACUUUGGUGAGGUCAGUUAACUCAGCAUACUGAGCUGUGUAGAAUAUCAAGAUGCUUUUAGAAAGAUUUUUUCAGUAGUGUUUGAUAUGACAUGGACAAGAAAACACGUUUCGAAGAGGACCGACGCAUGAACUGAACUUCCAAAAGACUCUGUACAGAAUAUGCAUGUUUUCAACCUAUGGCUCAGGACCCAACGUGGGCCAUCAGUGACUUUGAGUGUGUUCCAGCUCAACUAAAAAAGUAAUAUAUUGCUGGUCCUGUAGCUCCAGCUGCUAAUGACAUCUGGCUGUAAAUCAUGAAGCAGGCCCGAUGUAUUAUAAUGAAGCCCUUAUUAUACGAAGUUGGAACUUGAGAAAGUGCUAAACAGGACUGGCGUCAAACGGACUCUGGCGUGUGGGAUUUGAUCGACUUAAGGGACUUUACAAGGCAGUAAAUUGUGAUUUGUUCUUAAUGUUAAAAUGUUAAACCAACACAACUUUGUUCCACCUCUAUUUAACUUUCUUCUUAGUGGUAUUUAUUUCUGUAGUCUGGAGUGAAACUGCUUGUGUCAGAAGUUGAGGUCAGAUUUUUGGGGGAAUACAUCAAGCUCCCAAAUCGAUCAGUUCAACCACAAUGUCUCACAAACUGGACGCUCAUUCCACAUUUGUGUUGGUCUGUCUUUGUGUGUAUUUAUGCCUGUACAGUAUGUUUGUGUGCCCGCAAGUCUGCACAGUAUUCUUUUUUCUUUUAUAACAUUUGUAAUUGUUGCCAUCUGCUUCUGUUGAUGCACAUUCCCACUCCUACUUGUGGAAAUAAAGAGGCGUAGUCCCUCCCCUUCCGGUGGCCCACCAUUGAAUCGUGUUUCGGGAAAAAAAUAUAAGACGAGAGACGAAAAACCUUUUGUUUCCCGUUUGAAUUGUGCCAUGAUUUUGUCAAAUUAAAAGAUGAUUUUGCAACUCAAGAAAGCUGCAAAUUGUUGUAAGACUCUAAUUUGAAAGACAACCCACAUCGCAUUAGUGAUGUCAUAGCUUUCUCUCUCACUGAAGCUACAAAGCCUGUGCAUUUCGAAUGAAAAUAUACUCAGAUGAGCAACAGGCCUCGCUUGUGUUUUGCUACCAAGCUAAUAAAAAGACCAGGAGUCACUGGAUUAAACACAUCAGGUGGGAUGAAUUUACAUCUGUGCGUGGAACAGAGCUAUGGUACCUAGCUAGCUGGUGUAGGUGACGUAUAUCGUGCAAGACGAAAGACGUAGUUCCCUGAGCGGUUUCACACAAAACAAAAUGGUACUAUGAAAAACCUACAACGAACUCUGUUGUGAAAUUAUUUUUUUAAAUUGAUUAACAUAUGUGUAACUCAUGGCACCAUUUCAAUGGGAUCAAAAAGUUAAUGGUUAUAUUUUUGAGAAUCUGGCUCAUCCCACACAUCAUUUAAAAGUAAAAACUGCUUCGGCUCAAGGCAGCAGGAACUAAAAUCUGUAGUUCACAGAAAAAAUGGAGUGGGAGAAGCAGGAAGCCAGACAGACUCACUAAAUUAAAACUUAGCUUUAUUUUGUAUGGUUUACUGGGAGAUGAUGCAUUUACAUGCAUGGUUUAGUUCAAUAAUAACAGCCUCUGGUCUUUUCAUAUAUUUAAUUUCAUCCCGCAAUGAUGAUGCUGAGCAUGCAAGUCUGCCUACAGUCUAUUAGAGUAAAUAUAUCCAUGCUGGGUCCUGCAGGUUUCCAGUCCCUUUGCACUGCUAGUUUUGUGUGUGUCUGUGAGUGAGUGAGUGAGUGAGUGUGUGUGUGUGUGUGUGUGUGUGUGUGUGCUUGUACAGUUUGCAUCUGUGUGUUUGACAUGAGUGGGAUCAGAGCGAGAGGCCAAGCCAGUAAAUCUACCAAACAGGGAGCUCAGCAACGGAUCGGAGACACUUUUGAUGCUGCAAGAAAAAUAAACCAGACCGACUCGGAGCAGAGAGAGCCUGCAGAAGAUUAACAUGGGCUUGGCUCCUCGGCUUUGGCCACAUUAAAGAGUGAACCCGCACUGAGCUACGUUUGAAUGUGUGUGUUUGAGUAAAGAGAGAGAGAGAGCGAGUUUAUAUGGGAGUGUGUUUGUUUGAGUCACUGUUGAAUGUUGUGUACAAGUGUCAGGUAUAGCCAUUUCUCAGAAAUGUGAAGCUGGCAGUAUGCUCCAAGUGAAAUCAGGGUUUGGUGUGUUCUCAGUCUGCUGUCAAAUGUAACGUUCAGGGUACGACAAGUAAAAAUAGUUAUGCUGUGAGCAGUUGCAAACAUCUUAUGAAACGUAGCCACUAACAUAGGCUACUGUUUGUAAGUCUUGUGGGGGCCGUUGAAUGCUAACAGUAUAAUAAUUGGUGUAUUUUUGUUGUUGUAUCUUUUUCCUCAAAGUAUUAAGCAUACACCAAAAACAUGAAAGUAUAGAGAAUCAAAGUUUCUAGCUAACGGCUGCACAUGAGCUAGCGCCUCAAACUCAAUGAAUUUCUAAAUGGAGGCCUUUCUAAAGAACAUGGUACUGGCGUUUUUUGUUCUAGAUAUAUGGCUGUCAUUUAGUGUAAUAAAAUGUUAACACCUUUAUACUUUAGGCAAGAUAAAAUGUCAGUACAGUACGGAAGCUGCUAACUGUUAAUGCCAACAAAAUAAUCAUUGUUAUAUAUUAGUCUAAAUGGUAUACUCUACCAACCAGUUCAGUUGAAAAUACAGUAGCUUCAAGGAAUACUUCUACAUUUUGGGAAAUCUGUUGCUUUCUUGCUGAGUUUAGCUACCGCCAUUAGCUGGUUAGCUUAGCUUGGCACCAAGACUGAAAAUGGGGGAAGCUCGUCAAACAUUUAAAAAUGGACAUGAAACCUCAGGGACAUUUAAUUCCUCAGAGAGACGGAUAAAAGAAACAUCUCACUAUUAUAUUACAGAUGCUAACGACAACGGCUAGCAAGGAAAAGCAGAGGGAUUUUGGCUCUCUAUAUGCGCUCACAUGACUGUCGACCAGCUUUCAGGCACCAUCAUGUUGGCAAAUUAAAAAAGCAGGCUGUGCAGAAAUGUUAACACGUUCUGCGAGCCAGGACACACACCCUCAGGCAAACAAAGCCAAAUGUGACGCUUGUUUUCAGGCUCGUAGCCUCCAUUUUUCUCGAGAGAAGACACAAACUUUGAUUUCACUUUGAGCAUGCUGCCAGUGUAAGAGUUUCUGUUUUGUCUCUACUCUCAUUUAAGUAUGCAUCAAUUCCAACAACCUAAAAAAUAUGAAAAUAAUAAAGCUUGUAUGGUCUCUGGCUUGUGGAUGUAGUGUGUAUAUGAGUGUGUAAUGUGUGUAUAUUUGUGUCAGAUCCAGAUCCAGGACACCACACGAGUAGGAGGCGAAACUCCUACGAGACAUUUUUAUGGCGGACGGUUUUAAACAUUUAGUGUUUCCUCCUCAAAGACGUUGGUGCAGAGCUGCUCCUCGUUCAUUACAACGGCCUCUUGUGUUUCACUCUGUUUUGCUGUGUUUACAUCUCAGUGUCAAUAUUCGUCUCUCGUGAUUUUUCCAGAACGAUUUCUUUGCAGACGGAAUGAUCUGUCUUCAACUGAUCUCUCAUGUGCGGAGACUUUGUUUUUCUUUUUGUAAAUAUGUAUAAAGGUCUGCUUUCAAAUGA
Messenger RNA from Epinephelus lanceolatus (giant grouper), 8220 nucleotides. RefSeq names its product sema domain, immunoglobulin domain (Ig), short basic domain, secreted, (semaphorin) 3H (gene sema3h). Gene Ontology annotation, molecular function: chemorepellent activity; neuropilin binding; semaphorin receptor binding. The record is from RefSeq and is a predicted model, not a curated record. Gene Ontology annotation, cellular component: glutamatergic synapse; axon; plasma membrane. Gene Ontology annotation, biological process: positive regulation of cell migration; motor neuron axon guidance; semaphorin-plexin signaling pathway. Lineage: Eukaryota; Metazoa; Chordata; Actinopteri; Perciformes; Serranidae.